This is a messenger RNA of Schistosoma haematobium, 1326 nucleotides long. Its product is annotated as La- protein 6, variant 2. The transcript has 4 exons. Gene Ontology annotation, molecular function: mRNA binding. Gene Ontology annotation, biological process: RNA processing. The record is from RefSeq and is a predicted model, not a curated record. The coding region runs from base 37 to 1023 and encodes 328 amino acids. Lineage: Eukaryota; Metazoa; Platyhelminthes; Trematoda; Strigeidida; Schistosomatidae. Gene Ontology annotation, cellular component: nucleus.
GAAGUGUUGCCUUUUUACCGUGCCGGACGCCACCUGAUGGAGUUGAGUCCCAGUGAGUUUUCAGAUUAUUCGGUACUGCAGGACAAAGAAAAUAUUGCUGUAUGCAAUAAGCCGAAAUCAGAGCUCAUGAAUGAAAAGAUUAUCAAACAAUGUGAAUUCUAUUUCUCGGAUGCAAAUAUUCUAAAAGACCAAUUCCUUCUAAACUUAGUCAAGUCAUCAAAGGAGGGAUGGGUGGAUCUCUCUGUAAUUGCAGGUUUUAAAAAACUCCAGUCUUUGACGACGGACCUUAGCGUUAUUCGUCAGUCACUGGCAGCUUCAACCAAAAUUGAGGUGUCAGAAGAUGGGAACACAAUUCGACGCAUCGAUCCUUUGCCCGUAUGGGAUAAAUCCGUUUACUACCGUACCAUCAUAUUGUCGGAAUUCCCAGAAAACUCGAACGUCACAGUGGAAAGUAUUCAAGAGUUCUUCACGAUAAAUGGCCAUCCUCCAUCUUUAGUGCGCGUUCUGUUUCCAAACCGCAAGAUACCAUCUGAUCUUAAACGUUCACAAAUACUACAUAAUCAACUCGGCGUCAAAAUCUGCGCUGUUGUUGAAUUCCCUAAUCGACCUGAUGCAUUAAAAGCAAUUAAUUUAUCUCGCUCUCACUGGGGGAAAAUAUAUGCAUACCUUUUGUGUCAUGGCAAUAAAAAACUGAAUAAAAACCAACCUGAACAUAAGACUGUCCCUAAUACCACCAAUUCCAAGGGUGUUGCUGAUGACAAAGUUGAACCCAUUCGCAAACCACUUCUACGUCGUCUGGAUUGCCUUAGCAACAAUAGCAUUCAUGUGUCUCACGUACGAGAGCCGAUAGGUCCACCAACUGAAGAAAGUGCUGGUUUUUUGCCUGGUUGGCGUGAAUUACUCCGGUUGCAGCGAAUGCUGAUUCGUGACGGAGCUGAAGUGAAUAAGUCUUCAGAAGCUGAACUUCAGCAAUUGGAUAAUGCGAUUGUUUGUAUAGACUCCGGUGCAGUUUGCGCCUCUUAGAAAACAACCAGUCACAUAUAACAGAAGUAUGUCAAUUUUUCGGUGAUAAAUGCAUCCUUCAUGAUCAUCUAUAUUUCACUGGAACCACUCAUAUCUCUCCAUUUUUGCUAUAUAUAUACCAGAUUCAGAAUACAACAAAAUUCUCUUGUCUAACACUGGUGACACAUUCCUAUUUUACAAUAGAUAUUUCUGUAGUUAGACAAACGACAUUGUUUCAUCAAACUAUUUCAGAAUAAUUGUUUCAAUUCUUUUUUUAAAAGUUGCCUGUAAUUUGAGAUAUCAAUAGAUGCAUCUUCAAAGUAA